CCCUCCCCUCAUCACCCAAUCCACCCCUCAUCCCCGCCAUGGCCACAAACACAUCCAACGGCGCAUCGUUGCCCCCCACCGGCCCGGGCCCAUUCCCCGUCUCGAUUCCCAUCGAACCAGGCACAAGCUCGCUGUGGGACCGGUUAUCGUCGUGGGCAGGCGAGAACAAGGGCGUUGUCUACACAAUCGCCGGACUCACAUUGGUCGUGGGUGCAGGCGGUGUCAUCUACUAUUCCAGCUCCGACAAGAGCGGCGACUCCGGAGCGUCGGCGUCCAACAAGCGGAGGAAGCAGCGCGACCGCAAGCGCGCCAAGGAGAGGGCAGACCCCAAGGAUGCGACGGCGACAGGCGAGGAGGCGCCAGCUGCGGAGCCCAAGACGGCGUCAGUAGCGGCCACGACCGAGGAUGAGCUGCCCGACGUCGACGAGACGACCGUGGGGACGCUCUCGGAAGAGGAUAAGAAGGACUACGCCGCCAAGCUCAAGGCUGCGGGCAACAAGGCCUACGGCGCCAAAGACUACACCCGCGCCAUCGACCUCUACGGCAAGGCCAUUCUCUGCCGCCAGGACCCCGUCUUCUACUCGAACCGCGCCGCCUGCUUCAACGCCAUGUCGGACUGGGACAAGGUUAUUGAGGACACGACGGCCGCCAUCAACCUCGACAACGAGUACGUCAAGGCCCUGAACCGCCGCGCCAACGCAUACGAGCAGGUCGAGCGCAACAGCGAGGCCCUCCUCGACUACACAGCGAGCUGCAUCAUCGACGGCUUCCGCAACGAGAACAGCGCCCAGAGCGUCGAGCGCCUGCUCAAGAAGGUCGCCGAGACCAAGGGCAAGGCCAUCCUCGCCUCCAAGCAGAAGAAGCUGCCCAGCCCCACCUUUGUCACAAACUACCUGCAGAGCUUCCGCCCCAAGCCGCCACCAGCCGGUCUCGAAGACGACGCCGAGCUGGACGAGGAGAGCGGAAAGGGACAGUUGCGCAAGGGUCUCAAAGCCAUGGGCACGAAGACGGCCGAGGGGUACGCAGAAGCCGCGACUGCCUUUGACCAGGCGCUGGAACUGGGAGACCUCGACGAGCAUGAGGCGUUUGCGUACAACAUGCGCGGAACUUUCAGCUAUCUCAAGGGCGACAACGAGGAUGCGCUAGCCGACAUGGACAAGAGCAUUGAGCUGCAGCCAACACUAACACAGAGCUUCAUCAAGCGAGCUAGCAUGCACUUGGAGCUGGCCAACCCUGAAGCCGCCGAAGCAGACUUCGCCGCCGCUCUCGAGCAAAACGGCACCGACCCCGACAUCUACUACCACCGCGCACAGCUCCACUUCAUCAAAUCGGAAUUCGGGGAAGCCGCCAAGGACUACCAGAAGUCGAUUGAUCUCGACACCGACUUCAUCUUCUCGCACAUCCAGCUCGGCGUCACACAAUACAAGAUGGGCAGCAUCGCCUCGUCCAUGGCCACGUUCCGCCGCUGCAUGAAGAACUUCUCCCAAGUCCCCGACGUCUACAACUACUACGGCGAGCUCCUCCUCGACCAGCAAAAGUACCAAGAAGCCAUUGAGAAAUUCGACACGGCCGUCGAAAUGGAGAAGACCAGCAAGCCCCUCGGCAUGAACGUCCUGCCCCUCAUCAACAAGGCCCUCGCCCUCUUCCAGUGGAAGAACGACUUUGCCGAUGCGGAGGAACUGUGCGAGAAAGCAUUGAUUAUCGAUCCUGAGUGCGACAUCGCUGUCGCUACUAUGGCGCAGCUGCUCCUGCAACAGGGCAAGGUUACAGAGGCGCUCAAGUACUUUGAGCGCGCGGCUGAGCUGAGUCGCACAGAGGGCGAGAUUGUCAACGCGUUGAGUUAUGCGGAGGCGACGAGGACACAGCUAGAGGUCCAAGAAAAAUACCCCAAGCUGGCUUCGAGACUGGGCGCUAUGGGCGGUGGCGCCGGUGGGUUCGGGGGCAUGCGGUGAGAGGUCCCAUGGGACGGGGUUUUCCUGAGGAUGUGUGGGUUAAAAAUGCAUAAUUCUAUUGUUCGCUUUGUGGAUCUUUUUUGGUCCUCCACCCCCGUUUUUGUGUGCCUUUGUAUAUUAUUCGUUGAAUCGAAGUGAAUGGAAGUAAGUGAGUAAGUAUGACAUAUUGAGACGUGAGAGGAGAUGAUUGAUGUAACACAAGGCCUUUGACACAAACCCCUAUCCACCACUAACGGCUAAGUUCGAUGUCUUGACACUCUACAUGUACCCUUCCCUCACAGGACAUACGACUGCGAUCUAUCUCCUGUAAAGACGAUAAAUCCACACAUUUACAAACGUGUUCGCGCGUCGUCCAUUUAUUUAAUCUAUCAAUUAUCCAAAAU
Messenger RNA from Dothidotthia symphoricarpi CBS 119687, 2335 nucleotides. RefSeq names its product mitochondrial precursor protein. The record is from RefSeq and is a predicted model, not a curated record. Lineage: Eukaryota; Fungi; Ascomycota; Dothideomycetes; Pleosporales; Dothidotthiaceae. Gene Ontology annotation, cellular component: mitochondrial outer membrane. Bases 39 to 1952 code for a protein of 637 amino acids. The transcript is spliced from 5 exons. Gene Ontology annotation, molecular function: protein binding; protein-transporting ATPase activity. Gene Ontology annotation, biological process: intracellular protein transport.